Vespula pensylvanica (western yellowjacket) is the source of this 18808-nucleotide messenger RNA. RefSeq lists its product as uncharacterized. The record is from RefSeq and is a predicted model, not a curated record. Bases 534 to 18674 code for a protein of 6046 amino acids. Lineage: Eukaryota; Metazoa; Arthropoda; Insecta; Hymenoptera; Vespidae. The transcript is spliced from 12 exons.
CGAAUUUUCUUUCUAUCUAUCCGUCUCUAUCUUUUUCGUUUUCUCUCCGAACGUGAGUUUUUUGUGUACCGUUAACGUCGUCGUCGUCGUCGUCGUCGUCAACUAUCGUCGUCAACAUCGUCAUCGGUCGUCAUCUUCGUCGUCGUCUUCGUCUUCGUUGAAAAUUUGCCGGAAAGUGACGCGCUUCUUCUCGUCAUCGUCAUCGUGGUCGUAGUCGUGGUCGUGGUCGUGGUCGUGGUCGUGGUCGUGGUCGUGGUCGUGGUCGUGGUCGACAUCGAAAAAAAAAAAAAAAAGAAAAAAAUGAAUAAAUGAGUACAGAGUAACGAAGAAAAGAAAAAGCACGGAUAGAAGUGACGGCAAGAGGAUUGUGUUGAAGAAUGAUCGGCUGUAUCGCUGAGAAGAAGAAGCUAAGUCUUUCGUCAACGUAUCCGACGACGUCGUCGUCGUCGUCGACGAGUAUGCCAAUGGUAUAACGUCAUCGUCGUCGUACAGAUUCGCCUAAAUGGUGGCUCCAAGGGGAGCCGUGGAAAAGCAUGAGGGAACGAACACCCUCUGCGGACGACACCCCGAGAAGGGCCCCACCUGCUCCGCACAAAGAAGCAGCAUCGGCAGACAGUACUGGUAGCGAGGCAUCGAGUGGAGGAGUGAUCUUCGACUUGUCGAAGCGUUCCCUGGCAACAAAUCAGAGCGGUGCAAAUCAAGCACGAACUACGAGAGCGACGACGACGACGACGACGACAACAACAACAACGACAACAGCAACAACAAUAACAACAACAACAACGAUAACGACAAGGACAAAGAACGAAACUAACGGCAAGAUGGUGGCCUCGAUGCACAACCUCGAGGAUCUUGGCGUAAGCCACCCGGCUAGUGCUAGUGGGAACGAGAGACAACAGCAACAGCAAGUUCUUCAAGAGAAACACGCUCACGUUUAUAGAUCAGCACAAACGGCACAGGACAAGAGGAGUAGGCUGAGCAAUGUGAUAAACAAUUUGAGAAAAAAAGUGCCCGAUGGUAGGAGUGGUAGUGUCGUCGGUGGUAUUGGCGGUGUUGGUGGUGUUGGUGUUGUUAGUGGUGGUGGUGGUGGUAGUGAUUCACCGAUUCGAAAGGAGGAGGAUGGUAGAAAUAGCGUAGAGAGGAAUCUCGAGACUUUAGAGAAAUACGUGAUGACCGUGCUGAAUGGUGUGAUAAAGGACGAAGAGGAGGAAGGUGCGGAAGGGGAAGAGGAGGAUGACGACCGUUCGGUCGAGAAUAAAGACACGGAGAAGCCAGCUGUUGGUAGCGGAGUAGGAAUAGGAAUAGUAGAAGAGGCCAAGGACGAAGAGGAGGAAGACGAGGAUUCGAAGGGUCCGAAAUUCGAGCCCUCGAAACCGAACGAGAGUAGAACCGAAGUUGCUGUUUUACCUCCGGGGCAUAUCGAAAAAAUGAAGAGCGAUCUCGAAGUUGAUAACGUUCGUUGCGAAUACGGAAGCACCGACAUGGAUUGGACGGUUGGUCCAACGGAGACAGCCAUCGAAUCGGCUAAGAACGUCGUCGAGUCGGGACAUUCUAUGUCACCUCGUCUUCGUUUGUCCUCCUUCGAUCACGAAAAGAGCGAUUUUUACGAGAGUUCUUCCUCGAAAGAUUUGGAAAACGAUAAUCAUCAUUCGCGCCAAGAAUCUAUAGAAUCGGAAGGUGAUAAGAGGGAGACACGUUCCCUCGGUAUGAUCAUUAUGGAAAGGUUGGAUCAUCAAAUCGUCGAAGGAAGAAAUACAAGCACCGUAGACGAUAUCGUCGAAAAUCUCGAGCUACGUGAUACAUGUCGUGACCUAUUGAACGAUUUAUUAAACGGUAUCGAUCAGUGCGCCGAUAAAAUGAAUUCGACGGAAAUUGCUAACGUCGCUCGCACCUUCGUUGAUACCUUCGACGAGCCAAGAGAUUCUCAGGUAGCUGAGGAACUUUCAACUACGAGUUUUCAUUGCAGUUUACCCCUCGAAAGGAUCGCUUCCGUUUUGCAGAAUUGUCAAGCUGCUUCUACCGCUGCUGUUGCUGCUGUUGAAACGUUGACGGUUCAACAACAGUCUUCUUCUUCUUCUUCAUCAUCAUCAUCAUCAUUAUCAUCAUCUUCUUCUUCCUCAACUUCCUUAUCCUUAUCCUCUUCCUCCUCUUCCUCUUCCUCUUCCUCAUCCUCUCCUCCUUCCUCUUCUUCGACGUCUUCGUUGUCGUCACAUCAAAUCGUCGCAAAACCAUCAAUAUCGAAACCACCUUCGCCAACGGUGAGACAUCUCUGUCUUUAUUGCGACAGAAAGUUCUUGUCUAUAUCCUUACGACAGAGACAUACCGAGAGGGUUCAUCAGUUGGGCGGUGGUCGUCGUUCCGAAAGAAAUUCUCGAAGACCUUCGCAAAAUUGUCAAUAUUGUUCCGACAAGUGUUUGGACAGUUUGGAGGGUCUUUUUCAUCACAUGGCCGGAAAUCAUUCCGACAAAUAUCACGCUUGCGUUCAAUGCUCGACGAGAUAUUUAACGAGGGAAGCAUUGCUCGUUCAUAUGACCGAAACGCAUGCUUCCUCCGCGCGAGAAAGGACGACGCCGCAAGUUCAGGAAAAGAUGAAGGAACCGAGCCCACCGUGUAAGGAGGUCGUUUGCCAAAGUUCCAACGAAAAAUCGGACGUUCCGCCCUCGAAAGAGAGAAGACCGUGUGACGCGGAAACGGAAUAUCGAUCGGAGACUAGCCUGCUGAAGCACGUCGUACCGACGACUACGAAGGACGUUUUCAGCAAUCCCGGUAGCCCGGAGUUCGAUAGUUCCUUCUACAGCAGCGUGAGUUGCAACAUUCGAGAGAAUUUACUUCAUCAUCUAGAUGGAAAAUUGCAAACAAGCACAUCGUCGUCGAAUAGUUCGUCUAUGACGACGACAACAACGACGACAAUGGUGACGACAAUGACGACAAUGACAACAACGAUGAUAACGACGACGAUGACGACGACGAUGACAACGACGACGACGACGACGACGACAACUAUGGUGGCAUCAGCGACGGAAUCAAAACCGCAACAAUCCUUUUACGAGCACAAUAACGCGAAUCAAAUCCAAUUUCCGAUCGAUAUAUCGUUAACCGCGGCCACGCCGGUCUACAAUAAAGACUAUGCCGUUGAAGAGUACGAAAAUUCGAGCGAGUACGCUCAGAAACCUGGAAAGAGUAGUAGGUCUCAUCCACGAAGGGUUUCCUUCGAGAAGUAUAAUUUCCCAAGGAAAUACGAUGGCAAGGAACAGUGGACCUGUUCGAUCAAGGAUCUCAGUAAAUUCGAUAUAUCAACGCAAUUAUCCUUGAGGAAGAAGCAACAAAUGUUGAAGGAACGUAUCACCUUGAACAGGUUACAUCAGAUAUCACCCCUCGUUAACUCGAUCCCGAGUAACGAUAUCGUUCAAACUAGUCUCGCGAAUGAACAAACGAGCAAAGAAAAAAGUAAUAAAGACGCCGAAGAGUCGAUAAUCGAUCAUCCUUGUGCGUCUUUACGAGAUGAUAAUGGCCUUGAUCAGUCAUCGUGUCUUAAAGCUAUUGGUUUGAUCGAUCGACGAGAGAAAGAAAUUAUUCGGAUGGAUCAGCCCGCGGAUCAAUCCCUCGGGUCUACGGAGUUUAGUCUCGAGUUCGGCAAUUUCAUGAGACUACAGAAAUGGGACGAUGCUGGCCAUGCUAACCCGAAAAUGCAGAAAGUCAUUUACGCCGAACUCACUGGCGAAUGGUCCAGACCGAGGAUUUAUAUUUGCGGUGCCUGCGCUGCGAGACACGUGACGUUAAGGGAAAUGGAAGAUCACAAAUCUUCGAUGCAUCCAAAUGUUUGGUGCUCCCACUACGAAUUUUCUGGCGAUCAGCGUGAACUUUACAAACAUCUGUUUCUACCGGGACGUAGUACGCCCACGAUCAAGGCUAAGAACGCGAUAGCUCCGGAGAAAAUUUGCACGAAGUGUUCGAAAAACUGUAGUACACUUGCGGAGUUGCACAGACACAUGCUCGAAUGCGGCGGCGAUCAGGCCUGGUUGUUGGGGCUCUUUGGUAACGGGAAAAAGAAGUGCAAGUGGCGCCCAUUCGGAAGUCGUAGCAGAAGACGACGUCAACGUGGAAUGAAAAGAAAUAUUCAAAAUUCUCAGACACCGCGUACGAACGUGCCAAGAGAGAAACAACCAGCUGGGCCUAGGGUUCGACCUAGUGACCGUGAAAGCAUUCAGAAAAUGUUGGCCAAUCUGCCGCCCAAGAGGGCUACCAGAAAAGUUUUACAGGACAGCACGUUGAGAACUCAAGGCAGACUACGUACGGUCCAGACGAGAUCGCGACCACGUAUGAGCAACGACAGUUCCUCCGCUUCGAGGAUGUCCCGAAAUAAGGCCGUUUUAAGGAACAAACUGUUGAAGAACGCAAAGUCGAUUCAACGUAAUCGUUGUAGGAGCGACAAUAUAUCGGCGGUUAUCGAGAGUGUCGUUAACGAUUAUAACGAAGAUGACGAGGAUGAUAAAGAACGAAAAGUCGAAGGGAAAGAGGAGAGGAAGGAUAAGGAUAGAACGAUGGAGAGUACAGGGAGUACGAGUGAGACAACCAAAGAAAAGGUCGAACCUACCUCGAAGGAUAAAAAGGAGGAGAUGGAAGGUGGUGCUGUUCGAGAGAAUAAUAAACCGAAGGUCGGACGGCCCAGGGUGCUUGGAAAGAAAAGGAACAUAAAGGUGAAAAAUGCAGUCGUAGAGAACGUCGAUCGUAGUACGAUGAGACGCGAACGAGUUAGAGCGAGAAACAAGACGACCUUGAAGUCGUCCAACUAUCAGAUUAGACUGCAAGAUUCGGGCUCGUUCGAGACGAAAUGUACGAAGAAUAUAAAAACGAUGUCCACGAGUAAGAUCUCGGACAUCGAGAACGAAUCCGAUAGGUCUAGCCUGGGUGUUGGUAGAUCGCCACCUUCCACGAGUAAAAACAAGUCGUUACCGUCCGUUCAAACAACUCCGAAACGAAAACGACCGGUCGAUCCAGUUACUUCUUUAAACGCUUCGAUUAAAGCGAAAUCGCAAUUGCGAACGCAGGAUGGUAAAUUUGCGAGAAAUCCAAACAAACUGGCGAACGUCCAAUCGGUUUCGAAAAUGCAGGAUACGAAGUCGCCUAUGGCACGGCAAUUUGGUAAAGACGCGUCGGAAUCGUCGAAAUCGUCGAAAUCGUUUACACAGGGUUUUACAAAGACGAGAAACAACGAGGAAGUUCAGUCGGUACCUAGGAGAACGACCAGGUUGUCGUCGGACAGUGAUAAAAUGCCGACUCUAGAACCGGUACCACAGAUAUCAUCCAACGAGGAAUACGUUGAAAAAUCGACCAAUGAUUUACCUAUACUAUCGCCCGUUAGUAAUCCCGAUCAAAAGAUACUUCGUGGUUCGAUUAAAACUGCGGAGAACGAAAGAGGUAGUCCAACGAUAUCGAAAGGUUCUGGGAAUAUUAACGAUACGGUUGAGAAAUCUUCGACGAAGAUGGAAGAACAGAGACAGUACAAAAAGAGAAAGACCAGCGGUGACAAUAAGAUAAUCGAUCGUAAGGUCGAACACGAGUCGGGUACCUUGAAUUCACGGGAAAAUCAAAGUGGCUCGGCCAAGUUAGUGGUCAGAGAGAGCAGAAUAAGAACGAGAAAAAGUGCUCCUGCGAAGAGCGUUAACAACGUCGAAGAAAAUGGAAGGAAGGAGGAUGGAAGAAGAGGAGCCCCGAGGGGUUCAAAGUGUCGUGCUACUUCAGCGGACGGUACGAAGAACGAUUCGACGACGAGGGAUGAGCCAAACUUGUCGAAAAACUUUGAGACGAGAAGUUAUUCAAGAAAUCGACAGGACCGAGCAAUCUAUUCGCAGGACAUGGAAUCUCUUAACACGAAGGACAUGCCAUUCGAAGUGAAAAAGCUAUUGAUUGGUUUACACGCGAACGCCAGGGAGGACAUUUAUAAUUUUUUUAGGCUCGACUUUACUUCCCUCUUAGACAUCUCGUCGAAACGUAGCCUUCGACAAUCGGCCUCGAGACUGACGGAUUCUCAGCCAAAUGCCAAGAUCGGUAAGGUCCCAAAGGAUCAGGAUUCUAAUAGUCGCGUUCCAGCGGAAAUAUCGAGGAAGUCAACGUUGGACGUACCGAGGACGUGGUCGAAAACAUCGAAGAAGGAGAAGAACAAUUUUUUAAGAAAGUCGCCGAGAAACAGCGAAAAAAAAGUUACUACAGAAAAGUCCAAAUCGAGCGACGAGGAAAGAUCGACGAAUUCGACGAACGAUAAUGUCGCGAGCGAAGAGAAAACGAACGCGACUAAAGACAGUGGCGAUACCAAUUUGAAAGAAACGGAGGAAACCAAAGACGUCGUUGCGCGUUCAGAGACGACGCCAUCGUGCAAUACUGAAAUAGAAAGCGAUAAGAAAGAUUCCGUAGAUUCGGACGAUCAAGAACGAUCGGAGAAUCAUCGAAAAAAACUCAAGGACGAUCAAAAAGUAUCCGAAUGUACGAACAAAGAAAGUAUCGCCGAUGAGAGUAACGACGUGAUCUUGAAGAAGAACACGUCGUUGGGCAAACGACGCGGGAGAAUCAAAUCCAACGUCGAUCAUCGUCAAAUCGUCGAUGAACAAAACGAUGACAUCAAAGAUACUACCGCUAUCAGCAGCACGUCACCGAUAACUUCGGAUACUACCAAUGAGACCCCCGAUAAGGAUACGAAAGAAACGAAAAAAAAUAACGAAGAAGAAAACCGCGGCGAGACCGCGGAAUCGAAAGACACAAAAAAAUCUCCAGAAAACGUCAAGACCGACCCGACGAACCUUAACGUGAGCCAUUUGCAAUCGGAAACGACAAAUUCGAUCGACAGCGGUAAAGAAAAUUCUUUAGAAUCGUCGACAACCAAUUCGCACAAGCCAAGAGUCGGAAGACCAAAAAAGUGUUGGGGUUCUAGACGAGAAAGAACGUCGAAAAGAUCUUUGAGUAACGUCAUCGGCAUAUUAACAGAGGGUAUGAACAUACCCGUCGAAGUUCAGCAAAGUGUCGUUCUCACGGUUCAAACGACAGUUGAAAACGUUAAUCCCGUUGGAGUUGUUCAAAGUAACGCUUCACAGCCAGCUGGUGGUAGCGUUGUGAACAGUGGAUGUAUCGAGAAAAUGGCGGAAAGCGAGACUCCUUCGACGGUCGAUCGAUCUCGAAAGGAAGAAGAAAAAGAAAAAGGGAAGGAAAAAGAAGAAGAGAAAAGAGAAAAAGAGAAGGAAAAAGAAGAAAAGGAAGUACGGGAAAUCGACGAGAAACAAAUUCAAUUAACACCCGAGGAUCGUAAAUUUAAACCGAUCGAAAAAUCGCCCAAAGUACGUUCGCCAACGAACGAUAUCAUUUUGGAUCUAUCGAGGAGGAAACUUAGGAACAAGGGUUCCUUUUUAGAAAAGAUCGUUUCGAAAAUCGCUAAACAGAAGGAUGCUUUACUCGAAGGUGAAGUCGGUACGCUUUUGGACAUAGCUGCAGACGAAUUAACGAGCAUACUCGACGAAGUAGGGCCUACGUUGGAAAAUUCCGAGGCGUCCCAUGAAAAGAAAAUUAUUGGGGCAACGAGCAAAAAAUUACUAAAGCCUAAGAUGAUCGUGAAAGAGAGUGUUAUCGAACGUCAUGGAGGUACGUCGGUUGUUACAAAAAAUAAAAUAGAAAAAAAUCCAGAAGCCGUCGAAGCGACGAAAAGGAACGAUAUACUUUCGAAGAAGGAAGUUCUUAACGAGCUUGUUAUCGAACGAAAUCAAUAUCAGGAUGAGAAACGAUCGGACGACGAUGUUAUUAAGGAUCGAGCAAUAUCGGAAAAUAAAUGUGAAGUGUCUGACAAAUUAAAUGAAAUUAAAUCCGACGAAACGCUUCUUAAUCACGAGGAAAUUUCGUUAAAUCUUUCGAACGGUAUCCCGACAAAGGAUACGGAGGAAGUCGAAAAUGUUGCGGCAAAGUGUUCACCGAUCGAGACAAACCCGAUGGAAGAUAAAAACGAACCAUCUAAAAAUUUGAGUAACGCCGAGGUUUCUACGAAAUCAAAACGAAAGUCUAAGAAAAGAUCGUUGGACGUUAACUCGGCGAAAGAUCAGAAAAGUAUACCGGUCAUGGUCGAGGAAUUACCGAUGGAAGAUUCCCAAACCGAUAAAUUACAAUUGUUGGAAAGCGAUCAGCAAGGACGUCAGGAUUUGAUAGAAAAUAUAGAUGCCUCGUCUUCUACGAUCGAAUGCGAUAUGAUCUUGAUCGAUAACGGCGAUGUAAAAGAAUUUCGAGAUAAAAUGAGAAAAACUAUUGAGAACGAUCUUGAACUUAAACGAGAUAACUCGGCUAAUGAUUCUAACGGGAUCCAGUUUGAUAACGAUACUGUUAUCGAAAGUACGAAGAAAUCAGAAACCGAUGUCAAUAAGGAAUUUGAAGAACGUGAUUCGAAGGAAGUCGAAGUAACAAUACCAAUUGCCGAUUCUAAAUUAGUAACUAACGCGAGUCAAGGAGCGAUUAAAGAAAUCGAAAGAAAAUUCGAGGAUAGUUUAAUCGAUAAAGAAACGAACGUUGGCUUGUUUUCGCGAAAGCAAAACAAACGAAGGCCCGAAGGUAAAUCGAAUCAUCCCCAAAUGGGAAGGCGCUUUUCGAAAAGAAAAUUAAACUCCGAGGACGUUUCCGAUUUCAUUGACGAGAACGUUUAUCGAUCCGAUACGCCCUCGGCCGAGACGACGAGAGUCCAGCAAAAGGACGAAACCACGUCACUUUCGACGUCUCGAAGAAAAUCCUCGAGGCUAAAAUCGUCCUUGGUUAUCGAUGUAUCGGCGAACGCCGAGGAGGAAACGUUCGAGAACGUUAAAAAUAAUUUAUCUUGCGAUUCCUCGAUUGCGAACGUCGAAGAUACUACAUCUGUUAAAUCGGAAAUAUCCGAAGUAAAGAAACCUGAGGAAGAAAGAGUAACAUCGAUACAACACCCAACGAUAUUGCGAAUACCAGAGAUAUCGAGGCUAUACGAGAACAAUAUCGGUCACGAACAACAAGAAAAAGAGAUUUCGUCGUCCGUACUAGUCAAUGAUUUAAUCGAUACGAACGAAAGAACAUCUACCUCGGUGAUACCUCCAAAAGUUUCGAAGAAACGUGGAAGGAAAAAGAAAUCGUUGGCAGACGAACAUUUGGAAUUACCCAGGCAGAAAACGAUCGAGAAGUCACUCGAGGAAUCGAAAAUCGUCCAGUCUACGAUCGACGACUGUUCCGAGAAAAGUUGCACACCUUUGACGGAACUAACGAUAUCAUCUGCUGGUGAGGCUGGUGUUGGUGACGGUAGUGGUGAUGGUGGUGAUGGUGAUGAUGGUGGUGGUGGUGUUGGUGGUGAUGGUGCUACUGCUGAUUGUGGUAGUUGUUCGACCGAGGAAUCGUCGGGCAUUGAUUUUCCAGUUAAUGCCAAUGCUCUUUCGGAACCCUUCAAAGUUCCCGAAGUGAGCGACGUGUUGCAGCAUACAAAGAAGCGUACGUCGAAACGUAGACAGGAACAGUCGGACGAACAUUUCGAUUCUGAGUGCACCGAGUCGGGUCAGCAGGAUUCUUUCGAAACUAACAUCGAACGAGAAACGAAAGAAUCGAAAAAGUUAUCUCGUACUAACGAGACAGCAGAGGAAUCCUUACCGGAAAAUCAAUCGUGCGACGCCGAAACUAAAGUUAAAUUCGAUCGUGAUUAUGUCGACGGAAUCGAAAAAUCUAAUUCCACAGAUUUCCUCGAGAACGAUUCGCCGUCGUCGACGUGUAAAUCGACGAAGGGAGGAGGCGGAGGAUCGUCGAGACGUGGAAAACGUUCGGAGGAGGACGAAUCAACAACGUGCCUCGAUAAUAUCGAAAAUGUCGAAAAUUUGUCGGAAUCUUCGUGUACGAGCGAGCCCGGUUCUUUUCAAAGAAGAAAACGUUUCACGAGAAAGAAAAAAAAUCAUCAGGAUAUUAACGAGGAUCCAGAAACCGAUGGUUCCCUUACCGAUUCAACAAAAUUGCCAGACGAUAGGACGAGUUCGCGCGGCAUCGAGAGAAGACAAAUCCCAAAGAGACGAGCCAAAAACAAUAUUUCAUUCCGCGAAGAUUUCUCGAACAGCGAGAGCUCCGAGGAGAUGUUCUACGACGUACCUUACGUCGAUCGAAUCGUUGAAAAUAUCAAUGAGAAUCGGGAGUCGAAGAAAAAAUCGUCUUUAACGUCGUUCGAAGACGUCAAAUCGAUGGAUUUCGUAACGGCCGACGAUAAAGAGAAGAACGACAGCGAAACGGAUAAAGAAGAUUCGUUGAUGGAACAAUCGAUCGCUAUGAACGAAUCGGAAUUCGGUUUGGACGGUCGUCAGCUAUCGGACGAUCUACAAACACCGAAGAAACGUACGGCUGGUAAUUUCGUCGUCGUUCACACUAAGACCGGUGAAAUUUUAAUAGUGGAAAAACGUAAGAAACUGACGAAAGAGGCCGCAAGAUUUUUCUGCGACGUUUGCACUACUAGCUUCACGAGGAAGAGUUCGCUUAAGAAACACAAUCAAUCCCAAUCCCAUCUUAUACAAUUGACCAAGUCUGACAAAGAGAAGUCGAACGAAAAUGAUUGUAAAAAUGACGGGGACGAUCGUUGUCGGGACACGUGGACAACGAGCAACGAAGUCGAUCGACGAACUAACGAAGAGGACGACGAGAAAGAAACUAUCGAAUCGGUCGACGAUAGUUUAUGUUUGAUGAACGACGGUAUCACGAAUUUCGAGAAAAAGGAUACGUUCGCUGAUUAUCGUCGUAACAACGUCGAACCUAACGGUUCUUUCGAUAAUUCGGUCAAUAAUCAAGAAGCCUUGGAGGACGAACUUUUGGACGAAGAAAUCUGUAAGAUAACGGAAAAUAUGAGCCACGACGAGUACGUUUUGACCGAUCACGUCAGUCCGAUUCAACCGGAAUCCUCGUCCACUCCGUUGAAAAAAUUAAAUAAAAAGAUCGAGGAUGACGGUAAGAAGAAGAAGUUGGAGAAGAAGCGCGACAAAACGAAAAAGAGAAAUUUGGCCGACGAACAUUUGGACUUGGAUACGCCGGAACCGGAACAAAUUAUAUCGAACGAAACUAAAGACAAAUCUGACCUUGAAGAUUCCGAGACGAAUAAAAAAGAUACGAACGACAGAGAAAUUCUUCCUACAUCCUCUUCUUGGAACUCUGGAAAUAUUAAUGAAACCGACGUUCUCGCAGAAAAUGAUCAGCAUUUGUUAGAAGGAGGUAAUGUCGACGAUGUUAAUGCGAUCGAUCAAGCGCGUACAUCAAAAUCAAAUCGAAAUGUUCAAUCGAACGAUAACGAAUCGAAGAUGAUAAUUUGCGAUUUAAAAGAAGACGAUCUAUUUAAAAAGGAUUUUCCUCGAGCGAUUAUCUCUACGAUAAAAAAUGUCAACUCGUUUCAAGAAAUCGAUGUUAAUUACAAAGAAGAAGAAAAAACAGAUAAUAACGUGUCCUUUAAUUGGGCCAACGUAGAGAAAGAGUUACAAUCAAAGCUUGAUUCUAUGAAAGAUAAUGAGAAUAAGGUUAACGAGAUUGGUGAUGAAAUUUCCAUAUCCUCGAGUACCAACUACAAAACUGAUCAAAUUCAUUGCGAUUUCGAAAGAGAUUUUCAGGAAAUUAACGUUAAUAACGUGGAGACAAAGGUUAUUGAAUUUUCUAAUAAUUCCAAAGAUUCUAAUACGUUCAAAGAAAGUUUGGAAAGUGAAUCAAUCUCGAAUGUUAAAGAAACUAACAAUACUGUUGACAAUUACGCCGUGUAUUUAGCUAACGAAGUCGACGAUGUUAAAGUUGAUGAGACUAAUCGAUAUUCCAUUUCAUCGAAUAUAAACGAUAAAAUUGAUUGUGAUAAAAAGAUAAAAGAGAAUAGCUCCAAGGAGAUCGUAGAAAUUAAGGAUAUUGAAGAAAAUAAUGUCGACGGUAUUGAUCGUCCUAUCUAUGAAUUAUCGAAUCCAAAUUAUAACGAGAUUGAUACGUCGAAAAAUAAAGAGGAAGAAAAUCGAUCUCACGAUCCAUGCUCGACCGAAAAGACAUCCGAAGAAUAUGGAUCGUUAGUUCGGGAAGAAAAUGUCGUCGGAUCGAUCGACAUCGAUCUUACGAAGAAAGAAAAUUCUACGAUCUCGAGGACGGAAAAACUUAAAUCUAAAGAUAAUUCGAUCGAUUCGACGGAAACCGAAACGAAUUUAACCGCAAGAAACGUUCGGAGAUCAUCGAAAUCUCAUAGGAAAUCUUAUCAACGUGCCGUCGAGGAGAUCGAAGAAAGAUCGAUCUUGUUGGAUCUUAACGAGACGACAAACGUUUCCAAAACAUUAGAACGAAAUGAUUUAUCCGUGGCCGAGGUUGAGAUCGAACGUAUAGAUCAAUCGAACGAGAAAACGAAAAUAAUCGAUCCUAUCGUGAUUACGAACGAAUCGAAAUCAUUUCCAAGCGAUCAAUCGUCGUCCGUUCGUAGGGACGAUUCGAACGUUGAAAUAAUUGCCAAAGUUUCCCCGUUAACGAUAAACAAUAAAAACGAACGUAAGGAUAAUUCGACGAUCGUGGAAAAUCAUAGUUAUGUCAAUAAAAAUUUCGAUAUCAUCGAGGAGAACGACGAGGUAUCGUCGUCGUCCAGUUUAAACGAUAAACCGCUAUCUGAAUUUUUAAUAAAAAUGAGCAAUAAAAAGAGAAAGGAAAUAAAAAAUAAAAGCGAAGACGAUACUUUGGAGAAUUUAACGAUCAAGAAGAAAACCGAAUCGUUGGAAAAUAAUGUUGCGAACGACGAAAUGGAGGUAUCGAGAUCGAUCGAAUUCGAAAAUGACGAUGACGGCGAUGAUAUCGUUAAUAAGGAAGGAAAUGUCAGGGAGAUUGAACGUGACAAUUCGGAAUUAAAUACGGAAAAGUACAUAAACAUCAUCGCGGAGGAAAAAUUAUCGAACGAAAAGAUGAUUUCUGAAGUCGAUGUUAGCGCCGACGAGCAGACGACCCCCGUCGAGGAUUAUUACAUCGAUAAUAAAAAAUCUCGCAUAGUAUCGUCCACGUUGAAUAAUAAAAACGUAGAAGAAAAAAAGUCGGAGAAUAUUCGUACGUCGAUCACCGAGGGUCAACGUACUACCGGGAAGAAGUUAAGGAGAACGAACAAAUCGGUUAAGAAAAUCCCUCAUAGAAAAUCUCGUGUAACAAAGAAAAAGAAAAUUAUUUCGAGAUCAAAGAUCGCAGAUUUGUCGAGCGACACCGAUGGCAGCGAAUACGAAGGCCCGAACGGCUCUCAAAACAAGAAUAAAAUCGUCAAAAGUGUUUUCGGCCGUGUUUUCGGCGGUGAAAAAUCUGACAAGGUUAAAGAGGUAUUGAACGAUUGGGUAUCGAAGUCGGAAAACGAUUCGGAUGGUUCUAGAAAUGGUUUUGAAUCGACGGGAUCUAAUGUCAGUAACGUGCCAUUGAAAAUAUCACGUCAGCCAUUGGAAAUGAAGAAUAUCGAUUACGAUAAUAAUAGAAAACAUCGUUCGGUUAGUUCGAAUGUUAAACGAACGAAUGGUAAACAACAUGUCAAGAGAAGAAAUUCAUCUUCUGACAGCAAACAGGAAAGGAUUUCGUCGUCGGAACAACAGGAACAUUAUAGGCGAGGUAAUAACAAACAUUCGAAAGCUAAAAACAAUAGUAAGCAUCGUGUUGCGCAAGAAGAAAUUCCUACGCGCAAUUCGGUAAUAUCGAAUUCGAUAGAAGAGGAAGUUUCGACGUUAGAAACGAACUCUAGAUGUAGAUUGAGUAAGAAACGCGCGCAAGAAAAGAUCUCUUGGUCUUUCGAGUUUUCAAAUGGCCUUGACGAGGUACUGCCACGAAAGAUUCACAAGCAAAGGAAUAAGGAGACGUCUUACGAAUUAAGGAAAUCGACGAAAUCCGAUUCCGUUGUUAAAGACAAUGGUUAUAGUUCUCUCGAUUACGAUAGAAUGUUUAUGAAUUUUGAUGGAUCAACGAAAAAUUCAAGAAAGAAGGCCGAUCGUUCGAUCAAGCAGACCGAGAUUGUUACGGAUACUGGGACGGAUAAAUCUGUUAUUCGGAAAAAUGGAAAGAGAUUGGGGAGCGACGAUAUAAAUGAAUCCAAAAUCGGUACGAUCGAUUUCGGAGAGAACGAAAGUUUCAAGACGAUAGAUACUCGAGGACGAGAGGAAGAAAAAAAUUUAGAAAAUAAAGAGGAGGAAGAGGAGGAGGAGGAGGAGGAUGACGACGACGAAGAGGAGGAGGAGGAGGAGGAGGAGGAGGAGGAGGAAGAAGAGGAAGAGGAAGAGGAAGAAGAAGAAGAAGAAGAAGACGACGAAGAGGAAGAGAACGGGGAUGAGGAAGUAGUGAAAGAUCGGGAUAACGAUACACGGAAAAAUGAAAUCGUUUCGUCGACCGGACAGAUCAAUCAGGAUACGAGAAUCAGAUUAACUAAUAUAGAUGGGGGCUCGCAAAUAAGUUGCGACGACGACAGCGACGUGGAUGACGAUGGAGUUCAUAGCACGACCGAACUAAACUGUGAACAAAGAAGGAUGUCACCUUUGUUUGCUCGUGAUACACCCGAUACUUCGUUGGAGAGUAGUUCGAACAGCGAAAACGAGGAUGAUAAUGACGAGGAAGAGGAAGAAGAGGAAGAGGAGGAGGAAGAAGAGGAAGAAGAAGAGGAAGAAGAAGAGGAAGAAGAAGAAGAAGAGGAUGAAAGAAAACUCGCCUUGGAUGUGACCAGGAAAAGAAGCCCUAGCGUAUUUUCUAACGGUAAAGUCUUGAUUAGAUCGCCAUCCUCGAGUCACAGGGAUCGAACUGAAGUUAUCACCAUAGCACCAACGGACGCUGUCGAAGAUAAUGCCUUAGACGUACCACAGGAAAUAGAAUCGAAUAAGCCACGACAAGGUAAGGUUUUGAACUUUGAUGAGGAACUUUUCGUCGAGUGUUGUUCAAGAUUGAAAGCAACAACGGAGAACGAGUUACGUGGUGCGAAAAAGAUCAAAUUGGAUCAUUCGGAUUCUUAUCAUAAGAAGGAAGAUCAGGUACAACUUUAUAGGACCAAUAAAGAUCGAUGGAGGGACGUCGAAAGUCAGAAUAGUCUUGGAAGCCUUUUGGAAUCGGUUAAUCAGUUGCUAGGCGAGGAGAUGCAUGGUACACGAGAAAGAGAAUAUAGCAAACGCUGUGGUGGUAGAACCAGGAACGUACAGAGCGAAUUAUCUAGCAGAUCGGUCAGUCCAGACAUCUCUCGUGCUGACAAUCUUGGAUACGAAGAUAGUCUUGAUGUUGCCUUCGAGCAUAACAACAAGCUCCGCGACAAGAUUCAACAACGAAUGAGAGAGAGCGAGAAUCUUAUUGCGAGUACGUUUGGACAACGAUCCGGAAGCAACACAGACGAUGGAUACGAACGUCAACGUCUAAGUAAUCGGAGUAAAAUCAACGAGGAGGACAACGAUGCUCCUUACUUACGGAUCGAUGAUCACGGACACUUGUCCAACUCGAACGGAGAUCGUAACGAUACUACUAAUAUCGAUCAUGCUCAGGACGGACAAGCGACCGCUAAAACAAACAUAGAUGCAUCAGGAUUUAAAAGCAAAAUGAAUUCCGCCUUGGGCGGUCUCUUGGAUAAAGCACUUUCAAAUUUAUUGCACAAUAAUGGUAAACACGAUCACAACGGUUCGACCCCGAUGAAGGUUCUCGCAGAGUUAGCUUGUGCACGUGCGCCAAGAUCGACUUCGCCCGAAGAUCGACAGACGAAGAUCGCUGCGCCAGCAAAGGACACGAUCCAGGAGACGAUAUCCGUUACAUUGGGGAAGGAUCUGCAACCGAAGAAAACGAGAAAUCCGAUAAAGGAAUUGUUCGAAAGAAAAAAAGAGAUGAAUGAGCGAAGGCAACAAGAAAGAUCAAAAGCUGAAGCUGCGUUACGUGAAUUGAAUACAACACCGAGACAACAACGAAAGUCAAAGAAAACGAAAAAACGUCCAGAAUUUCCGUUGAUAAGGAGAAACGAUCAGAGUGGAUUAGCCGAAAAGAAGAAACGCCGAGACGGUUUCGAAUCUAAGGACAACGCGCUUAGAUCGGAAAAGGUCAAAGACGUUUACGAUUUCGACGAAGAUGAGAGCCAAAUGGAACCUGCUUUCGGUGGUGUCAUGUCUUAUAGAACGAAAGUUGAAAAAAGCUAUGAGGUUAGUUGUCUUAGAACGAAGGAAGUCGACGUGGCUGGCCUGUUGUCGAAAGCUAUUGGCGAUAGUUUGGAAAAUGGAAAAACUGGAGACGUUCUUGGUACAAGAUUAGAAUCUAUGAUCGAUCGAAAGUUUAAGGAAAUGGAGAAAUUCGCACCGAAGACGAAAGGUGCAUUGAAAGCGUUUCAAAGCGAGGAUCAACAGCAUCGCAUCACAGGACCUAUGGAUGAGUUUGUAGAAAGAAAGCAAAGAUCCAAGCAACGCUCCGUAGAUCAACAAAAGCAUACAAAAUUUAAGAAGAAGAAUAAAAAUUCGAAAAAGAAGCCAAGAAAUGCCUGGUACGAAAACGACAGUUCGGACGAGUAUAGAACAGCUGCUAAAACCGAGGACGUUGGUGUAGGCAUUUCUAAGAGCCAACGUACAUGUUCCAAGGGUAAACAAAAUCUAUUCGCUGAACUUUCGACCUCGUCCGAGAGCGAAUUCGAGGACGACGAGGUUACGAGUUACGAAUCGAAGAGACGUCGUCGAGUUAAGAAAAAUAUUAAAAAAGAUGUCGAGAUCGUCGAAGAGGUUGAUAAGAUCGAGAAAGUCGAAGAAAAUUAUUGCUUUGGCGGUGAUCGAGAUCAAGACGUCGAAAUUGAACAGGAACAGGAGCAACAACAGGAGCAGGAAGAGGAAGAGGAAGAGGAGGAGGAAGAAGAAGAAUGGACUGCUAAUCGUCGAACAACAACAGAAACUACCGAUACCAAGAACGAUAUCGAUAAUAAGAAAUCAGAGUCCGAGAUGUCCGAUCAUCCAUUGGUGAUCGACGAGAGAAAGGAGAUUAGCGAACAAAGAAACAGCGAUGACGAUGCCGAUAAUCAAUCCGAACGUAUUCUGGAAUUAGACGAUUUAUAUCGAGAAGAUAGUUCGGUUGCUGAUUCCGACGUCGAAGAUAACACGAUAACCGAUUGCCGAGAGAUCAUCCCAAACGAGACUAUCGCGAAGAGAUGUCCAACUCCUCAAAUAGAAAAGAUUUCGCAAAAUACGAGAACGGAUUAUACGCCGGAGGAAGAACUUAUUCCGUUGGAAGAAGCUUUGGAUUUGUUGGAUAGACCAGAUAUAUUGAAUACCGACGUAAACGUGAAUACGAACGAACGGACAAGUCCUACGGUAAAUUCUGGAGUUAUCGCAGGGAAGACCGUCGAUCAGCCAAAAGGAACUGAUGAACCAAAUGGUCAUCAAAGUACGAACGAAGAACAGGACGAUGAGGCUGACGGUGACGUUCCUGAAUUACCAGAGAAAUUAUCUACGAACGAGAAACCGCAAAAAGAAUCGGACAAUCUACCUCUUCAUGUAUUCUUGAGCAGAAAAGUACAAGAAUCGAAGAAGAGGAAACAACAGCAGUUGAAAAAAUUACGAGAAGAACAGGAAAGGAUUCUAAUGGAGUUUCAGCCAACCAGAAGGCAAAGAAAGUGUGCCAUUGGUAAACAGGGUCUUUUAGCAGAGAUAAGUAGCUCGGACGAUGAAACAAAUGCUAAGGAAAGUCAAAGUAGAAAAUUAACUGAUAAAUCGGAUCACGAGAGAGCGAAGAAACAGAAAAGAGAGUCGAAAGAGAAAAGGAAGGAAAGAUAUUUGGAGAAGAAACACGAGCAGAUAAUAGCGAAGGAACAAAAGGCGAUAGAGGAGGAGAUUUUACGCGAACUCGAGAAAAAGAAGGAAAGUGCACAGAGAACGUCUAGCAAUAAUUCUGAAUCAAACGUUGAAUCGUCCCACGGACAAACUGUACAAUCGAUCAACAUAAACGAAAAGAAAAUUGUAUCUACGGAUGAUAAUCAUGAUAAAAAGAAACACCAAACGAAAGAGAAAUCGAAGAAGAUCGAAGAAUCCAUGGGAAACAAAGUCAACGACUUUGGUUCUCUCAAUUCCGAGACUAGUAGUAACAAUCGUGAAAAAACUGAUUGUAAAGUUAACGAUAAUGUAAUAGUUAAUGCAACCGAGAACCAUUUAUUAGACUCUAGUGUGAAAUCGAAGAAGAAUCCCGCAAAGUCGGUCUCGAAAGUGAAAAAAUCGGUAAGGACUGGUGUGGCAGGUGGAAACGAAGGAAAAACAGUGAACGGUAAUAAAAGAAGUAGAAUAACCAAUUCGGAUAAGUCCAAAAAUGGUCGUGUAGGUACGAAUAAUGGAAAAGAUUUGAAGGAAAGAAAAUCGUCUAAUUGUAAAAAAGAUGGCGACGAUGACGAAGAAUUAAAAACUACGAAAUCGUGGAACAAGGUCGACGAGGGCGUCGGCGUUGCGAUUGGUCGAAGAAAACGUGCUGCGGUUAAUCAGCUUUAUUAUUGGUCAAGUUCGAGCGACGAAGAGGAAAUAAUAGAACCUACACCGGUGAUCGAGGAAGAGGAAGACGAUCGUCAGGAACAACAUGGUUGGAUAGUCGGCGAUUCCCAUAAACGUAUGAUAACGAUGCUCGCCAUGGAAAAACAAUUAAAAGAAAAACGUCGAAGGAGCGAGGACGAAUUCGACUCGGUUAGAACUAAGAACAAGAAACACAGAAAUAGUACUUCUUGAUACGUGUUUCACGAUUAGAUUAAUCGUAGAUUUCGAAUAGGACACAUUAUAUGUUCGCGUUAAUAUCGUUUUGUCUCUCUCUGUCUCUCUGUCUCUCUCUGUCUCUCUCUCUUUCUCUCUCUCUCUUUCUCUCU